AUGGCCCCUUCCGGGGUUAAACCUGGUGUUAUCAAGGAUCCUGCCAUCGCUGCCCUCUUUAGCAAUAAAGAUCCAGAGUCUCGAUAUGACGAUCUUAGGGAGAUCGGGCAUGGAUCAUUUGGAGCUGUUUACUUUGCAUUUGACAAAGAAGCAGGCGAAACAGUUGCCAUUAAAAAGAUGGCCUAUUCGGGCAAGCAGGCUGGGGAAAAGUGGGCCGACAUUCUGAAAGAAGUGUCCUUCCUUCACAAAAUCAAACAUCCUCAUAUUGUCGAGUACAAAGCAUGUUUUUUAAAAGAACAAACCUGUUGGCUUGUAAUGGAAUACUGUAUUGGCUCCGCAGCCGACAUUGUUGAUGUUCUGCGGCAAGGACUGCGGGAGGUCGAGAUUUCCGCGAUUUGCUGCGAAACCCUCUUGGCUUUACAUUAUCUGCACCAGCUAAAACGCAUACAUAGAGAUAUCAAAGCAGGAAACAUUCUGUUGUCGGACUCCGCUCACGUUAAACUUGCAGACUUCGGUUCUGCUUCGAUGACAGAUCCAGCUCAGACAUUCAUAGGAACCCCUUUCUUCAUGGCACCUGAAGUGAUUCUUGCCAUGGACGAGGGUCACUACACCGAAAAAGCUGACAUAUGGUCUCUUGGGAUUACAUGCAUUGAAUUAGCUGAACGGCGGCCACCACUGUUCAAUAUGAAUGCCAUGUCCGCUCUGUACCACAUAGCUCAGAAUGAUCCUCCGAAAUUGGCCCCUGUCACUAAUGAAAAUCAACCCGAAUGGUCUGAGCGGUUCAAAGACUUUGUAGAUAUUUGCUUACGAAAAGAAGCCGAAGAACGCCCAUCCACUGGAGAUUUGUUAAAUCACCUGUUCAUCACGCAUCCAGAACACAGAGGAGUCAUCCACGAACUAAUAUCCAGAACGAAAGCAAUUGUUAUGGAGUUGGACAAUUUUCAGUAUAAGAAGAUGAGAAAGUUGAUGUAUCUCGAUGAAAUUGAAAAUAAGGAUAGUGAUAACACCCAAGGUGGAGGAUGCGAAGAGGUGGAGGAUAUAGUGAACGAUCCAGGAAUGUUAUCCGUUGGAAAAGGCGAUUCUACAAGUUCAAAAAGUGGUUCAAUGAAAAGCCUCAAUUCAUUCCGAUCUAUGCAGAGCAGUAGUGGCGGCAAUGGCGGUAGUAGUCGUCCACCGAUUCCAGCUAGCUUACGAUCUGAUAUUGUUGAGGGAGAGAAUCGCACGCUGAUUCCUGUAGGAAAUGUGUCCUUAGAUGGUUCUGAUUCGCAAAGUACCCGUCCUGCAAGUCCCAUUCACUCUACGGAUAGGAACAUUAGGGAUGACAUGGCCACGCUACGAAGAUCAAAGUUUUCAACUUUGCGGUCUGCUAAACUGAUAUCGAGAGAGCAGGAAGAAUAUAACAAGGAAAACAACAUGUAUGAACAAAUGAAUGGAUACAAACGUUUGCGACAAAUGCAUCACAAGGAAAUGCAACAGCUAGAGGAACGUUGUGCGAGCGACAUCGAGCAACUUCGUGCAAGGUUGGACAAAGAAUUGGAUCAGAUGGUUGCUGGAUAUGGAAAAGAAAGGCAACGCUUUAAAAGUGCGCACCAGAAUGAGCUGGACAAGAAGCGGAGAGAGGUGGACGAAGGAGAAAAAAAGCUAAGGAAGCAGGUUUUAACCCGCCAGGCUCAUGAGAUGCGAUGCUUUUCAAAUUCUCAGCUGAAAGAAUACCGUCAUAAUAAGGAGAUUGCCAAGAACAGUCUGAAAGAACGUGGUUUGUCGCGAACUGCGUAUGAGUCGGCUUUGAAGGAUGUGAAAGCACAACUUACAAGACAAAGAACCAGUGCCGAAGCCGCCUUUGAAGCGAAGCUUCGAGCUGAACUCGAUACAGAGCUAAUGAAAUAUCGGCGAACACAACUACACAUGAUACAUAAUGUCGAAAAACGCUUGGAUGAGGAAGACCUUAAUGUCUUGGAACGACAGAUGGACAAUCGGCAUGCCAUGUUGCUUCGUCACCACGAGGCAACAAGAGACAUAGAGUUGAGCCAGCUGAAAGAAAUACAGACCAUGAGAAAGCGUCAUCAGAUAAUCCAACACGAUGCAGAAUCAUCAAAUCAAACAGAAUACACAAGGAGGAAAACGGAUGACUUGCGGAAAAGGCAUGCCAUCCAAAGUAGACAACAACCAAGAGAGCUUAAGCUGAAAGAAGCGCAAAUACGCAAACAAUUUCGACAAGCUGUGAAAACACAAACAAGGCAGUUCAAACUGUAUCAAACGCAGUUGAUGCAGGCAGCUCCAAAAGAAGAACACAAGGACAUAGCAAUGCAACUGAAGGAGAAGCAGAAGCAUCGCAUUGCUAUGUUGACGUCUCAGUACGAGUAUCAAAUUGAGAGUAUGGUCCACGAGAAGACUGGAAAAUUAGAAUCGUGGCAAGAAGAAGAAGCUCGGCUCUUGAAUGACAGACUUUCCAAAGAGCUCGAACAGUUAAAGGAAUAUCAAACGAAGCAACGUGCUCAGCUGGAGAACGCGAUUGACAAGGAACGUACUGCACUGGACGAAAGGAUCGCUUUACGACGAGCGAUGCUUGAACAGCGAUUCACAGAGGAGCGGGAUGAUAUGCAAAAACAGCGUGAAGCGCGUAGUCGUGCAAUCGCCGAGCGACACGCUGCUGAAGAGCGGCAACUCGCCGAUGUCUGUGGAAACUCUUCACACACCACAGCCCUAUGA
Messenger RNA from Necator americanus (New World hookworm), 2709 nucleotides. RefSeq lists its product as uncharacterized. The record is from RefSeq and is a predicted model, not a curated record. Bases 1 to 2709 code for a protein of 902 amino acids. Gene Ontology annotation, molecular function: protein serine/threonine kinase activity; ATP binding. Gene Ontology annotation, cellular component: cytoplasm. Lineage: Eukaryota; Metazoa; Nematoda; Chromadorea; Rhabditida; Ancylostomatidae. The transcript is spliced from 24 exons. Gene Ontology annotation, biological process: protein phosphorylation.